Molecule: messenger RNA, 5280 nt
Organism: Eleginops maclovinus (Patagonian blennie)
Lineage: Eukaryota; Metazoa; Chordata; Actinopteri; Perciformes; Eleginopidae
Product: fibroblast growth factor 12-like
Exons: 5
Coding region: 460-1044 (194 amino acids)
Biological process (GO): regulation of voltage-gated sodium channel activity
Cellular component (GO): cytoplasm; nucleus
Molecular function (GO): sodium channel regulator activity; growth factor activity
Source: RefSeq, a predicted model, not a curated record
ACGCACGAGCCUCAACCUCCGCAGGAGUAAAAAAAAAAAAAAGCCACCAAAAAAUAACAAGCGAAGAAGAAACAGAAGGAAGAAGACCUGCAGAGAGGAGCAUUUCAUCCGCCCUGCAGAGACUGAUUCCCGGACACACUUUCAUCCAGUACCCGCCCUGCAGAGCCUGAUUCCAGCCGCCCUGCAGAGCCUGAUUCCCGGACACAUUUCCUCCAGUUACCCGCCCUGCGGAGCCUGAUUCCCAGACACAUUUCCUCCAGUUACCCGCCCUGCAGAGCCUGAUUCCCGGACACAUUUCCUCCAGUUACCCGCCCUGCGGAGCCUGAUUCCCAGACACAUUUCCUCCAGUUACCCGCCCUGCAGAGCCUGAUUCCCGGACACAUUUCCUCCAGUUACCCGCCCUGCAGAGCCUGAUUACCGGAUACAUUUCCUCCAGUACCCGCCCUGCAGCACCGGGACAUGGAGGGCAAAGAGAAAGCACCGGCAGAGCCGCAGCUGAAGGGCAUUGUGACGCGUCUCUUCAGCGAGCAGGGCUUCUUCCUGCAGAUGCAGCCGGAUGGAGCCAUCAGCGGGAACAAGGACGAGAACAGCGACUACACGCUGUUUAACCUGAUCCCUGUAGGACUGAGGGUGGUGGCCAUGCAGGGGGUGAAGGCUGGUCUCUAUGUGGGCAUGAACGCUGAGGGCUUCCUCUACACAUCAGAUGUGUUCACAGCGGAGUGUAAGUUUAAGGAGUCUGUGUUUGAGAACUACUACGUGAUAUACUCGUCGACGCUGUACAGGCAGCACGAGUCGGGCCGGGCCUGGUUCCUCGGACUCAACAAGGACGGAGUCAUCAUGAAGGGGAACCGGGUCAAGAAGACCAAGCCCUGCUCACACUUUGUGCCUCGACCCAUCGAAGUGUGCAUGUACAAGGAGCCGUCGCUGCACGAGCUGGAGGAGAAACUCCUGAAGUCGUCGAGGAGCCCCACGAUCAACGGGGGGGAGCGGCGGGUCCUGGAGGAGCAGGAGGAGGAAGAUCUCACAGAGCAGGACGGGUCAUAGCCUGCAGCGCCGCCUACAUGAGGAGCAGGGAGGGAGGAGGGGGAGAAGGGGGAGGUGAACUCCCGUUGUAACCCUCCCUCUCUUCAGCAACAACCGCACCGAUGACCACGACAAAAAAAGAAGCUAAAAAUCUACAACAAAAAAAGAAAAAUGUUCAUGUUUUUGCCGGGGGGGGGGUGGGGGGGAGUCUAGGGACCAGCACUGUGAACCCGGAGACUUUAGGACCCUGAGGCUUCAUGUUAGAAAGGUACAGUACGGGCCCCUCGUUAUUACACAGAGCCAGUUAUUAGCACGAUUAGCAUUAGUUAGCAUCUGCAGACAAUAGCUCAGACAUCAGUUUUGGACUGGUUUUGGACCAGGGGGUUUUGGGGGUUAUUGAGGAUGCUGAGUCCAUUUCUGAGGGUCCUAAAUGUCAGUUUUCACCAGAAGGGGGCCCUAGCUGUUCUCAGGGGGCUGAUGUUGGAUAAAAAGAGCACAAGACAGACAUUAUUACCUCUAAUCUGUCCAUCCAGAGUCCCCUUGAUCUCACACAGGGAUGUGCUGGGGACCCCCCACCCCACCUCCUAUACAUUUCUAUCAUGAUCUUUGGGGUACUCGACAUCUCCGGGUUCACAAUAGGACUCUAUGAGCUAGCCCACAGACGAGGAGGGGGCUCCACGGGGGGGGGGGGGGGGGUGUAAUAAUCAGGACGUUGAUGAUGACUUACAUUUUAUGCAAACAGCCUGCUGGCUAUCACUCUUCACGCUGAGACUCUGAAGCUUUAAGCCAUGUAGAAACCACCUCACCUUCCACACGCUUCUUCUUCUUCCUGUCCGUGAUGUUCUGUCCAAUCAGAGACAAGAGUUUCUGUUCGUGCCACAUCUUCUCGGUUUGGUUGUUUUCUUUCGGGGAUGCAGAUGCUGCCGAUAAACAAGUCCCAGAGGCGGAGGGAUACGGAGAGCGGUAACCUGGUUGUAGAUUCCGUUCGGCUGGUUUCUAGGAACCUCCAGGAGCAGCUUUCCUGCAUGUGUUAGCAUCAUGCAUCAGAUUUUACUCUGACUUCCUUCCAUCCGGGCAACUCCUCUCACUUCAGAGACGUGAUCAUAGCAGGUAUAAAUCAGACAUCCUCUGUCCCUUUGUGUCCAGAGCUUUAGAUGUUGCUGAACUUAAAGAGGUCCCUCUUUCUUUGUCUUUAUUUGCACUUUCUUCACAGAAGAAUUGUACUUUAGGUUGAUCACUUAAUAAGCACAUUAUUUACGGCCAUUAGUGUCCUGUUUUCCAUCAGGAUUUAUUACUUAUUUCCCUGGAAAAUCCAAAAAAUACAUUGAAUUUUGCCUUUUUGUUUUGUGUUACAUAUCAAUGAACAUAUUGAGAGGAAAUAAAAAGGUAGGAACUGAAAGGAGAAGGUGAAGAACAGAAAAGAUAACGAUAAGCAUGAAUGAUAAUUAUGAACACGUCAUGAUGUUCUAAAGAUAAUAAAGCUGAUGAUUUCUGCCUGGAAGGAAGAAGCUCGCUCUAAAAUCUGAUGAUUGAUUAAAAAAACAUUGAUUUUGAGGAAUGUGAAACUAGCUCCGUCUCCGUGCUGCGUUCAGGGACUCAGCAGGUCUGCAUGGUGUUGAAUGAUUAACGGAGUCACACUCAGCGGAUGCUGGGGAUAUUCAUGUGUUCACACAGCAUGUUUCCACGAGCCUCAUACCUGCACAUAAACACCACCGGAUGGGUUUGGGGUCGUUUUAUUUUCCAGAUUUGAAAUGUGUGAUGCAGCCGUCACGCUGCGCUCUGAUUGGUGCACUUUAAAAAAAAAAAGAAAGAAAAGGGGCGGGCACAUUUAUCCCGCCUGUCAAUCCCCAAUUAAUAUCACAGCAGCUUCCUGAUUGAUUUGUGUCACAGCGAUUGUGAGAUUUAAUAGAUAUUCUAUUUUGAAAUUCCGUCAAAACAGCGGCACGUCAUCAGCGUAGCGGCUCAUUGUGUUUCACUGAUGGACUUAAAUCUCCGCAUUAACCAAAUAUUAAUAUUUUUAGCUCACAAUGCAGGUUUGAUUAUUGAUUAUGGGCCCAGAUGUAUUAUUUGUAACUCUGUAGGACCCAGAACAGUCUGUUGUUAAAGGUUUUAAGGUGCUUUCGGAUCAUAUCUUGCAAAAACAUGUCAUGAGGCAUUCAAGAAACCUGGGAAUCCGGACGCUCUCUGCCUCAAAGAGGACGCUGAUGCCAUGAUAGAAAACUCUGAAAUAGUUAAAUUGUGGAAAAUGAUGUUAACGUCUUAACGAAGAACAAAUUAAGACAUAACUCGUGAUAGGCAAAGGGGCGGGAGAUCUCUAAGCGGUUGACCAAUCACUACAGAGCUGGCCAGCUAACCAAUCAGAGCAGACUGGGUUCUGGUUGAAACCCUUCAGACUCUUUUAAAUCACAGUUUUUAAAGAGUGUUCCUGGCCUUGGCGCCCUCUCCUGGUCCGUGAAGUGUCAGGUGUCGGCUGAUUGGAGGAUUUGGGGACUUUAUUCUAACACUGCCCUGCUUCGUUCAGACGAAGAGCACUGCCCUGAAGCUGUCUCACUGCGACCUCGUCUCCACCUCCCCCUCCUCUCACCUGGAGGAGAAACAUGUAAACUAACACACCGCCCCUCAUUAUAAUCUGCCCAGGAACAACUGCAGUACCGUCCUGUAAAUAUUAACAUUAUUAUUCAGAUUUAUUUUUAUUGUGAGACGAGGCGCUGCACUGCCCGACCGUCGCCCUGCAAAACCUCCUUCUUCCUCCUCUCUCUCCUUCCUUCUCCUCCUCCUCUUCCUCUUUGACCCUUUAUUCCUCAGAAGUUUUCCAAAAUCAUCUCCCUCAUUUUCCAGUUUACAGAGAACAGGCAACCUCCACCUCCUGUUUCAUCCACAGCGUUAUGAAAUCACUGCCUUCCUAUGAGUAAUAAUAAAGUGUUUAAAAUAUAAUUUCUUUAAAAGCAUUUUGCCUCAAAUUGUUCCUCAGGUCAUCGCCAGGAAACAAAAAUAAAUAGAAAAAUAUUCUAAAUACAUUUUGAUUCAAAUGAAGUUCGACCCCUGCACUCAUUUUUCAGGAAAAAAAAAACAUGAUCAAAAAGGAAUUUAAAGCCACAGUUGUUAUAAUUAAGAUUCAUUAUUUGCAUGAGGGAUAAAAUAUAAAGCAAACUGUUGAAUAAAAUCAGAUGAAAUUGGAACUGAACUGGUGCAUUAGAGCUGCAGACUGGUCCCUACUGGAUUGUUGUUUACUUGUGAAUUCAUGCAAAGAUGCUUUUUGGGAAACUUCGUCACCUCCAGUCAGCCGACACAGGAAACCUCCAGAAUAAAAGAUUAAAUGGGGACUUUUAUUUUGAAAGGGUCCUUUAUUUUGCACGCGGAGAAAAACUAAAUCAUGGCGGCGACAUUAUUUGAUGAACCUGCUGAUCCUGCCGCCUUUUGAAUUCAAUACAUUAAGGGGGGCGGGGCUACAGAGCUCGACUCUUAUUGGCUGCCAGGGAUAUCAUUUUUUUUUGUUGGUUGCAAAUGGACGGACGGAUGGAUGGACUGAAAGAAAAAAGAACCAAUCAAAAUCCACCGUACUGCCUCUGAGAAAGUCUUCCAGUUCAGGGUUUUCGGGGUCGGAGCGACGCGGCUAUUCAGCGUUAGCUCCUCCGGUCCGAAAGGGACGCUCAAUGUUUGUUCAUGUUUGUGAAACCAAAACACUUGACAGGAAUGUAAGGAGAGUCCCCUCUACCGCUGCCUUCAGGCCCGGCCAGGAAACCACGUUAAAGUCAGCUUCAAUUUGAACCAAAACACUUUAAAGGUAUUUUCAGAAUAUAGUUUCACAGACUCUUACUCUCAAUCUGACACACUGAUCUCAAAGAGUUUCACCGUGACGCCCAGAUGGAUGCUGAUUGGUCCUGGGCGUGUAUUUACGGUGAGUCUAGCGCCCCCUGAAGGCAGCAUCAGUGUCUGGGAGGUGGAAAGAGUAGAAAGGACUCUCUGUGGUUUCAGAGUCAGCAGCAGGCCGGGGGUCAAGGACCUGGUGAUGAGGGUCAGACCCUCAGACCUGCUGCUCUCUGAAACUCUCUCCAAAAACUGAACGAGGCUCGGCCCGGUGCAGAGCGAGGAUGUCCUCGCCCGGCGACAGCAGGACGAGCCGUUUGAAAUGUUGUGUUUGCACCUUUUUCUGAGACACCUUCAUAUAGCCGUCAUAUAUUAGAGGAGAAAAAAGUCAUUGCAGAAACGCAGCAGGAUGAAAACGAUUCUUGAAAAAUAAAAAGAAUAUAAAAGCUU